Cucurbita pepo subsp. pepo (vegetable marrow) is the source of this 1453-nucleotide messenger RNA. RefSeq lists its product as uncharacterized. Lineage: Eukaryota; Viridiplantae; Streptophyta; Magnoliopsida; Cucurbitales; Cucurbitaceae. Gene Ontology annotation, cellular component: U2-type catalytic step 1 spliceosome. Gene Ontology annotation, biological process: mRNA splicing, via spliceosome. The record is from RefSeq and is a predicted model, not a curated record.
UAUGGGAAACUUACCUCAUUUGUAGAAUUUCCCAGCCCUACGCCAUUUAUCCCUCACGCCGUCUCCUCCUCCCUUUCAGCAAGCCAGUGUCUCGCCGUAGCUGCCUCCCUCUCGUCUACUGCUGCUGUCGCCGUCGUUUUUUACCCGAUCGUGCUGCCGCAGAUAUUGAGUGAAACGCCGUUCUUCUAUUUUCUCCUGUGGUGAGACAAAAUGGGAGAGAGGAAGGUGCUCAACAAAUACUAUCCACCGGAUUUUGAUCCAUCAAAGCUACCAAGGGUUCGUAGGCCCAAAAACCAACAAAUGAACGUCCGUAUGAUGCUUCCUAUGAGUAUCCGGUGCAAUACUUGUGGUAAUUACAUAUACAAGGGCACCAAGUUUAAUUCCCGCAAGGAGGACGUCAUUGGGGAGACAUAUUUGGGAAUCCAAUUGUUUAGAUUCUACUUCAAAUGUACUCGAUGUUCGGCUGAGCUCACCAUCAAAACAGACCCCAAAAAUUCAGAUUAUACUGUAGAAUCUGGUGCCACUCGUAAUUUUGAACCAUGGCGUGAUGAAGAUGAAGCUUCAGAGAAGGAGAAACACAAAAGGAAUGCUGAAGAGAUGGGGGACCCAAUGAAAUCCUUGGAGAAUAGAACCUUGGAUUCCAAGCGCGAAAUGGACAUCCUUGCUGCUUUGGAUGAGAUGAAAUCUAUGAAGUCCAGACAUGCAACUGUGAGUAUUGAUUCAAUGCUUAUGGCUUUGCAACAAACUGCUGCCGAAAAGGAAAAGAAGUUAGAGGAAGAGGAUGAGGCGUUGAUAAAAUCAAUUGUCUUCAAUAAAUCAAACAAUUAUGUUAGAAGAAUUUCGGACGAUGAAUUUGAUGAUAACAAUCAUUUUGUACAACAUUCGACCAACAAUGAUGAAACAUUUGACUUUCGUGCAAAGAAGCAAAAGAUUUCUGAAGAAUUUCCUCAUGACCCUACCAAUACUUCAACGAAAGCUGCUGUUCUCCAUGCCCUCACGGGUGAAGGAAGCGAUGGCAACGUUGGCACCUCUAGUGUUUCGAAGUUUGUUUCUAAAUCUUUGCCAGUUAGGGUUUCUAUUAUAAAGAAACCAGAAUUGACUGCUCGGGUGGAGAAUAAACAGAGCUUGGAAGUUCAACCCAGUGAUACGAACACUGGACUCGAGUCCUUGUGCCAAUACUAUGCCAGUGAUGAGGACUGAUAUUAUAUUACGUCGGUUUGGGCGCAUACCAUCUCCAUGAGCUUUAAUGUAUAUACUAUGUAACUUGUUCAUAAUAGCUUGCUUCGUUUUAUACGAAUUAAUAUUUUCUUGUUACGGUUUUGUUUCCUCUGAAAAACCUGUCUGAUUGGUUUCUCUCGGAUACAUUCCAUCAAUUGAAGAGAUAUUUUGUACAAUAGAACAGAGUGAUUAUUGUUAACCCUUUUAUAAUAGAUUUUUCGAACUUGUACUAAAA